Messenger RNA from Manis javanica (Malayan pangolin), 1932 nucleotides. It is a transcript of the gene MUC1, whose product is annotated as mucin 1, cell surface associated. NCBI's taxonomy places the organism in Eukaryota, Metazoa, Chordata, Mammalia, Pholidota, Manidae. The record is from RefSeq and is a predicted model, not a curated record.
GGACCGGUAUAAAGCAGAAGGCGCCUGCGCCCGCUCCACCUCUCUCAGCGCCGGCCUGAGGCUGAUCGGCCCCUUCCCCACCCGGUUCACCACCAUGACACCAGGCUUCCAGGCCCCCUUCCUCCUCCUGCUGCUACUCUUCCUGGUGCUUACAGCCUAUAGCAACUCACUAAAUACUGCCGGCCCCCAAGACACCCCGUCCCUGGCCACCAGCCUGACCUCAAGCCCGGCCACCACUCCACCGCACCAAGGUGCCCUAUCCUGGGCCACCAACCCGGCCACCGCUCUGCUGCACCAAGGCACCACAUCCCCCGCCACCAGCAUGGCCUCAAGCCCGACCACCACUCCGCCGCACCAAGGCACCCCAUCCCCGGCCACUGCUCCACCGCAUGAAGGCACCCUGUUCCCCACCACCAGCCCAGCCACCACUCCGCCGCACCAAGGCACCACGUCCCCAGCCACCGGCCCGGCCACCGCUCCGCCGCACCAAGGCACCCCGUCCCCAGCCACCGGCCCGGCCACCGCUCCGCCGCACCAAGGCACCCCGUCCCCAGCCACCGGCCCGGCCACCGCUCCGCCGCACCAAGGCACCACGUCCCCUGCCACCGGCCCGGCCACUGCUCUGCCGCACCAAGGCACCACGUCCCCGGCCACUGCUCCGCCACACGAAGGCACCCUGUUCCCCACCACCAGCCCUGCCUCAAGCCCGGCCACCGCUCCACCGCACCAAAGCUCCCCGUCCCCGGCCACCAGCCCGGCCUCAAGCCCCGCCACCCCUCCUCACCAAGGCACCCUGUCCCUGGCCACCAGCCCGGCCUCAAGCCCAGCCACCGCUGUGUCACACAAGGCCAUCUCUGCCAAGACUUCCAUAACCCCAGUUGACAAGAGCACUCCAUCCUCAGUUCCGAGCCACUACUCAGAUACUCCAACCACCCCUGCCAGACACGGUACUAGGACUACUUCCAGCAGCACUAAGCACAGCUUAGUACCUUCCACCUCCACUCAUAGGACUUCUACCCAGUUGUCUAUUAGGAUCUCCUUCUUUUCUCUAUAUUUUUACAUUUUGAACUGGCAGUUUAACUCUUCCCUGGAAGAUCCCAGCACCAACUACUAUCAGAAGCUGCAGAGAAACAUUUCUGAAUUGUUUUUGCAGAUUUACAAACAAGAAGGUUUUCUGGGACUCUCUAGUAUCAAGUUCAGGCCAGGAUCUGUGGUGGUAGAAUCAGCUCUGGCCUUCCGAGAGGGUAUCACCAGUGCCAACAUCGUGCAGACACAUCUUGUCCAGAGUGCAGCAGAAGCAGCCAGAUAUGACCUGGUCAUCUCAAACAUUAGCGUGAAUGACAUGCUAUUUCCUUCUGCCCAGUCUGGGUCUGAAGUUCCAGGCUGGGGCAUCGCCCUGCUGGUGUUGGUCUGUGUUCUGGUUCUGCUGGCCAUCAUCUAUCUCAUUGCCCUGGCUGUGUGUCAGUGCUACCGAAAGAAGUGUGGGCAGCUGGACAUCUUUCCAACUCGUGACGCCUACCAUCCCAUGAGCGAGUACCCCACCUACCACACCCAUGGGCGCUACGUGCCCCCUGGCAGUACCAGACGGAGACCCUAUGAGGAGGUUUCUGCAGGCAACGGUGGAAGCAGCCUCUCUUACACAAAUCUAGCAGCCACUUCAGCCAACUUGUAGGGGCACAUGGCCUGCUGAGCAUCCAGCCAGCGCCAGCUGCCUCCCUAGGAUCUUCACUGCCAGAUCCCCCACAGCCCCCCGUUUGGGCUGGUGAGCUGGGAAUUCAGGAGGGCUGCUCACAGGCCCCACCAAGCCCCCUAACCCAUCUCAGCCCUGGUGAAGCCCAUGCCCUGGAGGACCGGCCCAGAAAGCCCUGGGAUGAGAGUGGGAACCUGAACAUAGCUGAAUAAAAUGUGGGCCUCCUCUGCUCUGACUGCCAA